Molecule: messenger RNA, 1108 nt
Organism: Aspergillus aculeatinus CBS 121060
Lineage: Eukaryota; Fungi; Ascomycota; Eurotiomycetes; Eurotiales; Aspergillaceae
Product: class I SAM-dependent methyltransferase
Exons: 4
Coding region: 1-837 (278 amino acids)
Source: RefSeq, a predicted model, not a curated record
AUGGCUGAAUCCAACGUGCAGAAAGACAAACCCGCCGAGCAGUACAGCUGGUACCAGCCCGACCUCGCGCAGGUCAAGGAGCCCGCCCGGACUCUGCUGGCCGAGUACAGCAAGAUCCCCGAGGAGAAGAUCAUCGACCAUGUCAAGGAGGUGCGCGAUCGCGCGUUCGCCGUGUUCCCCUACCCCUGCAUCGGAUCCUUCCGCUUCCUCGACAUCACCAUCUGCGCCUCCCCGGCCUACCCGGAGAUCCUCUCGCGACUGAAGACCUCAGACGAGACAUACCUAGACCUAGGCUGCGCAAUGGGCCAAGACAUCCGCUACCUGAUCCACCAAGGCGCCCCCGCCUCCAGCCUCUACGGAAGCGACCUGCACCCCGAAUUUAUCUCCCUGGGCUACGACCUCUUCGCCGACCGCGCCACGCUACCCACCGAAUUCAUCCCCAGCGACAUCUUCGACCCCUCCUGUGCCCUCCUCACUCGACUGACCGGACAGGUCGACAUCAUCAACGCCGCCUCGUUCUUCCAUCUCUUCGACUGGGCCACGCAGGUGAAGCUGGCCAAGCAUGUCGUCGCGCUGCUGCGCCCGCAGAAGGGGUCGCUGCUCGUCGGCCGGCACGUCGGGGACUUCGAGGCCGGGGAGCGCGCGGACAGCGAGCUGGGCAAUACCUACUACCGGCAUGAUCUGGCGUCGUGGCGGCGGAUGUGGGCGCAGGUGAUGGCGGAGACGGGCACGGAGUGGGAGGUCGACGUGCGGGCGGAGGAGUGGGCGGACGUCAAGCAGAAUCGGCAUAAUCGGGAGAGUUCGUUCAAGAUGGUUUUUGUGGUGAGGAGGGUGUAAGUUAGGUGUUUGGGUGGGGGAGAGAGGGUUUAGACGACGUGUGUGGUCAAGCCUGUAGGUGGAAGAGGGGAGCGGGUGGAUAAUAGGUAAGUCGCAGGGACAAUGGCAACACAAGCAAUUUCAGUCUUGUUGAUUUUGGUUUGGCCGUCUUGAAGGUGAGCUGUGCAUAAGGUCCUCAGUCGCCGAUAGCUUUAUCUUAUCACCCCGAAGGUUGUCCCCAAGGUCCCUGUACAGUACACGUUGAUAAGAAAUGAGCCAAAAUAUUCCUCAG